CUCAAAGUCAUAGUAUCCCAGCAAACACAACCGCUGAUGGACUUUGAUAUCACCCGUCCUGAUAGUUCAACUAUCACUGAAUAUCAAAGAGAAAGAACUGAAGCAUGGAGGAAAACAGGAGUUGUAGUGUCAGUUACACCAAGUCCUACUCCAAGAGUCAGUCUUCAAGGAAGAAUCUCGCCACCUCCUCAGAGGCCAAGUUCACCUUUAUCAUCAACAUCUAGAAGUAUUUAUAAACCACGUCCCAAUCCGAAAACAGGAACUAUGCUGUACAUUAAGAGUGCCAAUGAUUGGUUGGGCGGUGGUAGAAAUUUGCAUUAUAUGGCUGCUGGGCAACGGCCAAAAUCUGGCCAUGUACCAGGUUAUCUUGAAGGAAUGGAGCCAAGAAUGAGGUCAUUGCAAGCAAAUAGAUUUAGGAAUAGGCCAAGUAAAUCUGCAGGGCUAUCAAGGAGUAAUAGUCGUUCUGGAAACAGACUUCAUCGUUCAAUGGAGACCUUGAUGCCUGAUUACGUCCAGCAAUCACGUCAACACCCAAUGCGUCAAUUAGGUAAUCCCUCCUAUGGCUCUCCUAAAAGACCUCCCUCUCCUCUUAAUAUGACUUAUCGGUAGAGCUAGUUACAAUAUCAUAGCUUGUAUGGUGUGUUCUUAUCUGGCUUGAUUUAUUUGUUUUGUCUUGUUAGCAUCAAAACCAGCUUGUUUUACGUUCAUUCCUCCCUCUCUUAAUUCAGGGGUUAACAUGUUCAUUAGAAAAGGGUUUUUACUUCUCAUCCCAG
Saccoglossus kowalevskii is the source of this 773-nucleotide messenger RNA. RefSeq lists its product as uncharacterized. NCBI's taxonomy places the organism in Eukaryota, Metazoa, Hemichordata, Enteropneusta, Harrimaniidae. Gene Ontology annotation, molecular function: protein binding. The record is from RefSeq and is a predicted model, not a curated record.